AAUAACAGGUGCCACGAAAAAAACUCCAGCAUUUGGAUUUGUGACUCAAUUGGGUGGGCCGAUGGGCCAUAUCCUCGUAUUGGUGCCGGUUCAACAACGGGCAGAUAUAAUCAAAAUCACUCAAUUAUCGUUAAUAAUACUUUGAUAAUACGGAUAGACAUACGUUGUUAACUUUUAAUGUCUAGCCAAGACAACUACUAGAAAUCCAUUACCCCACCCCACCUUACGACUGACCACUUCUUCCACCAUAAGCACACUUACACACACUAAAGCUCCAAAAUGAGAAUGCCAACACUACGUUUACUCUCCUCAACGGUUCGUCGUUCGCUGUUAGUGCCAGCGACAAAGUCGGGUUCUACUAAGAGCGCUAACAUAUCCAUUUCGGCCCCUUUAACCCCACAACAUUAUCCCCAACAUCGGCAGUUACGUUUUCACCAUUGUGCUGUAAGCAUGUUGCCUCGCAUUCCCUUCACAUCGGAUUUCUUUUUCCGUCAGCUAUUCGAUACGGAGAGUUGUACCUACACCUAUUUGCUGGCUGAUUUGAAUACCAAGGAAGCCAUAAUCAUCGAUCCUGUAUUGGAACAGGCCAAACGUGAUGCCCAGCUGAUCCAUGAUUUGGGUUUCACCCUAAAAUAUGCAGUUAACACUCACAUGCACGCCGAUCACAUCACUGGCAGCGGUUGGUUGAAGCAACUUAUACCCGGCAGUUUGUCCGUUAUAUCGACGGCUAGUGGAGCCAAGGCUGACAUUAAGAUCAAGGAAGGCGAUAAGGUGCAAUUUGGGCGACAUGCCUUGGAGUCAUUUGCUACACCAGGUCAUACCAACGGCUGCAUGACUUAUGUUAUACCAGAGCAAGGAUGCGUCUUCACCGGCGAUACAGUGCUUAUAAGAGGUUGUGGUCGUACUGAUUUCCAGGAGGGCAACUCACAAAGUUUAUACGAUAAUGUCCAUAGCAAAAUUUUCACUUUGCCCGACAAUUAUCGCAUAUAUCCAGCCCAUGAUUACAAAGGUCAGUUGGAGAGUUCUGUAUGGGAAGAGAAAACUUAUAACCCACGCUUGACAAAAUCGUUGGAAGAAUUUGUUAAUAUUAUGGAAAAUCUGAACUUGCCUUACCCCAAGAAGAUAGACAAGUCGUUGCCCGCCAAUAGAGAAUGUGGUCUAUAUGAUAUACCCAAGGAAUAGAGACUAAGCAAGAACAUAUUUAAUUUAUAAUUAUAACAAACAACAAUAAUGUAACCUAUAUUAUUUAAAAGAAAUCAAAAUGUGUCUAUAGCAAAUAAAAAUAAACGAAUUUUA
This is a messenger RNA of Stomoxys calcitrans (stable fly), 1296 nucleotides long. Its product is annotated as persulfide dioxygenase ETHE1, mitochondrial. NCBI's taxonomy places the organism in Eukaryota, Metazoa, Arthropoda, Insecta, Diptera, Muscidae. The transcript has 6 exons. Gene Ontology annotation, molecular function: sulfur dioxygenase activity. Bases 280 to 1182 code for a protein of 300 amino acids. Gene Ontology annotation, biological process: glutathione metabolic process; hydrogen sulfide metabolic process. The record is from RefSeq and is a predicted model, not a curated record.